AUGGACCUCUCCGUUGCCAUGCUACCAGUGAGUGGGCGCCGGUGGUCUCGAAGGAUGAAGCUGGCGAUUCUGACCGUUUGCGGAAUGACCAUGGUGCGAAGCUUCGUCCUUGGAGCAUAUCUGGGCACGCAUUGCGGGAGAUCGAGCAGAUCUUCCCAGCCGGCCAGGCUAGCUGUUACUAGACUGCAGGCGACUGCAGACAGCGAUCAGAAGUUUAGCAAGCAAAAGUUCCUGCGACGGCCCGAGUUCGACCCGCUCUCUUUGCAGGAGUUUCGUCGUGAAGCUUUGCUGCAAUAUUCAAACACGAACCAGUCGGAGCCCUUGCGCAUUCUGAUCUUCCUGUUCCUGACCAUCUGCGGCUUGUUUUCCCCAACCUUCUUCCCGUCCAACGCCGGCCCGCCCUUCUUCGUGGCAGCUGCGGCGGUGACGCUGGUGUCGGGGUUCCUCUUCCUCCGCGAGCGCGGCAAGCGCACCGCCCAGCUGGUGCGCCUGGAGCGCGAGUACUCAAUUGGCGACUUGUCCGUGGAACUGUCGGACGCCGUCUCCGGCCGGUCGCAGAGGAAGGAGCUGCAGGCUCUGCGGGAUCAGUAUCGGCUCGUGGCCCUCUUCGGCGGCUUCGAGCAGCUCGCGGAAGCGCUGCGGGCGGCGCUGCCGUACAGGAGGCGUUUCGAGCAGAGCCGCGUUCUGAUCUUGGCCGUAUCCGAGACCUUGGAGGACUCGGACAAGGUGGCCUUCGCAGCCUUCGGCUCGGAGACGCUGCUGCGGCAGGCGGCUCCUUGGCUGGCAAAGGCAAAGCAGCUGCGGCGCUGGAGGAGCUACUUCGAGGCCCUGUCAGAAGGCAAGAACACCUCAGGGGACUGCCUGUGGGUGGGGCUCAACUUCCGCGGCCGGGUCUUUGGGAGCGAUUUCGGAUGCCCAAUUUGGGACGAGGUGCUGGCCGCCAUGCCUCCAAUCAAGCGUCUCAGCUCGCUGGAGCAGAAAUAUGCUCUGGCCGACGCCGCGGGGGCCCUCGAGGCCCAAGAGGAGUUCUAUCGGGCGCUGUGUGAAGGGGACGCCGAGGCCAUGGAAGCGCUUUUUGGAGACCAUCUGGAUGAUGCGGAGCUCACUGCCGCGAUUCAAGUCGAUGGGGAGACUGGUAGCACCAACCUGAGCCCAUGGACGGUGGUGCUGGCGCCAGAGAACCGGCCAGAGCUGAAAACCGCGAGCGCCGACUGCGUGAGCCUUUCAACAACGAAAUCCAUCACCACCUGCAUCGAGUUCCCUGUUUUGGGCCCAACUCUCCUGGCCACUCAGACGUGGACGCGCAGCAGCGCCUCGGCCCCUUGGAGGCUGCAGAGCCACCGCAGUAUCCCUUAUGCCAUGCAGAUCGAGGCACGCGUGGCCUUGAGGUGUGACCAUAGGGGAUGUAUAGCUUUUGGGAAGCAGCUGGAUGCCAUGCGAUAG
Molecule: messenger RNA, 1443 nt
Organism: Symbiodinium natans
Lineage: Eukaryota; Dinophyceae; Suessiales; Symbiodiniaceae
Source: the annotation of a GenBank genome assembly